UCAGUAUGAGAUACCAAAUGCAGAUCCUGUACAUCGCAAAGUAAAAUUACCAGAUGCAGAUCCUUUAUAUCGCACAUAUCGUCAAUGUAUCGCUGAUGGUCUGUAUUCUGCCAGUGCUGAAGCUAUUUGGGGAAAAGUUACAGAUCUCGUCAAUGAUUGCAUGAAGAAGCACAAUAUACUGAAGAGAUUUCCACUGAGGCAAGUGCGAAAUUCAGAUGAAACAAAAUAUUUUCUUAACGUCACCUCAAAUAUUCCGGCAUCUGAACAAUGCAAUGUAGUUACGCUAGGCAUUGGUAAAGAUAUUGCUGCUGAGCAACAACUCGCCAAAUUAAUCCCAGCACAAUGUCAUUUUCACGGUGCUGAUCCAGGGAUCAAUGAAAACAAACAACUGUAUUCGACGAUCGGCACAUACUAUCCGUACGCUAUUGCAGCUACAAGUGGCAUUAAAAGUGCUUCGCUCUACGGUAUGUGGCAUCCAGAAAAUAUUCUGACGCAGUGA
This is a messenger RNA of Anisakis simplex (herring worm), 499 nucleotides long. The record is from the annotation of a GenBank genome assembly. Lineage: Eukaryota; Metazoa; Nematoda; Chromadorea; Rhabditida; Anisakidae.